UUAAGCGGACCGCUACACAAGUGGGGCGCUGUUCGGUAAGUCGAGCCCCAAAAGGAAGGACCCACGUGAUGCAUGACGCAGACGACUCGCACCCGCAUUGACGCAAACAACAAACGAAACCUCCGCAACGCAGGUAUUCCACGUCUUCAGGUGGCCAACACGGCGUCUUGGGAGGAGGUUCACCCUUCAGGAUACAAGGGCCGUCGUCAUUGGAGGAACAGGAAUGGCUCUGGACUUUGUGGCGGGGUGUUUCGGGGGCGCGGCGGGGGUGGUGGUCGGUCACCCGUUCGACACGGUCAAAGUCCGUCUGCAAACACAGUCCACCAACAAACCACUCUACAGAGGAACCCUCCACUGCUUCGCAGAGAUCGUCAGAAAAGAGACGGCGUUUGGUCUGUUCAAGGGCAUGACAUCGCCGUUGAUCGGACUCACGUUCAUUAACGCCAUUGUGUUCGGGGUACACGGUAACUUGCUCCGCACACUGGGAGAGGGGCGCCUGCUGAACACGUUUUUGGCGGGAGCGGCAGCCGGGGCCGUUCAAAGCGUCGUCUGCUCGCCUAUGGAGUUAGCCAAGACACGUAUGCAACUCAUGGGGCUAGGAGAAAAGAAGAAGAAAAGGAAAGAAAUCAAGAACUCUCUCCACUGCCUAUUGAAAAUCUACCGAGCAGAGGGCUUGAGAGGGUGUUAUAGGGGUAUGUUUCUAACACUAUGGAGAGAUGCGCCGUCGUUUGGAGCGUAUUUUGUCACUUACGACACGGUGUGCCAAAUGCUUGCUCCAGACGGGAGCGACAAUAAUACCGGUGUGGGUACGUUGUUGUUUGCUGGGGGUAUGGCAGGGGUUUCUGCGUGGCUUAUAACCUACCCAGUCGAUGUGAUGAAGUCGCGUAUACAAGCAGACGGGGUGGGAGGAAAGAGCGUGUACAAGGGGACGUCAGACUGCUUUGUCGUGAGUUACAAGUCGGAAGGACUGAAGUUUUUCACUCGAGGACUCAACUCAACACUGAUACGUGCGUUCCCCGUUAAUGCCGCAACCUUAACUGUAGCCACGCUAGUUUUAAGACACGUGAAAACAGAAACGCUAGAUCUAGACAACAAGUGAACAUAAUGAUGACGAUUAUGUGACAAUUAUUGGUGAUUAAACAUACUAGUAUCAUGAUGACGUCGACGUUUGUUGGAUAUAAAAUUCCCGCGCAUGACAGGUGGAUGGGAGGGGAGCAGGUGGUAGAUGGGCGUGGCGCCUACGUCAUCAGUGGACGGCGUUCUCAUUGGUCCGGAGUCACGGGGUCUAUGUCGUCACGAGAUCUUAAAGACAUCAAAAAAAGGCACAACACGAACUUCCGCAAUUCUGCCAUUCCAAUACAGAUCAAUUCAGCAUUGGAAAAUGUGUACCACGCACUCUCGUGCCAUGCAGUAUUUCCAAAUACGUAAUUCUGCAACUGCCUAAUCAAGCCGCUAGGAGGCGAUGUUCCGUAAUACUAUUUAUAGUGGCCAAUAAACACAAUAUAUCACUGCACGGUACAAAUGCUUGACGUUGCAUGAAGACUGUGUGUCGAAUAUGCAAUAGCUGACUAGCUGCUAAGAACUGAGGGAGGAACAUUUCAGGGAUAAGUGAUGUAAAUGUUGCAAUGAUUAUAUCAGAAUAGCGAGUAAAUAUUAUCAUUAAAUACCCAGUGAAGAGGUUGUAUUUUGAUGGAGAAGUAACUUUCUCUUUAGA
This is a messenger RNA of Branchiostoma belcheri (Belcher's lancelet), 1714 nucleotides long. Its product is annotated as mitochondrial basic amino acids transporter-like. The coding region runs from base 224 to 1099 and encodes 291 amino acids. The record is from RefSeq and is a predicted model, not a curated record. NCBI's taxonomy places the organism in Eukaryota, Metazoa, Chordata, Leptocardii, Amphioxiformes, Branchiostomatidae. The transcript is spliced from 2 exons. Gene Ontology annotation, molecular function: high-affinity L-arginine transmembrane transporter activity. Gene Ontology annotation, biological process: mitochondrial L-ornithine transmembrane transport. Gene Ontology annotation, cellular component: mitochondrion.